Molecule: messenger RNA, 1188 nt
Organism: Aphanomyces astaci
Lineage: Eukaryota; Oomycota; Saprolegniomycetes; Saprolegniales; Verrucalvaceae
Exons: 3
Coding region: 77-994 (305 amino acids)
Molecular function (GO): coenzyme A diphosphatase activity
Source: RefSeq, a predicted model, not a curated record
CGAAAAACGAUUGGCCCAUAUCUGAACUGGAGCUUGCGACGGGAAUCUUCGACACCGGUGUCUUUGCAACAACACGAUGAGUCGACCGCAAUCGAUCCGGUCCGCCGCGGCGACGAUCACGUCGCUCAAUCGAUACCUAUCCAGUAAAGCGGUGAAACUUCCAGAGUACCCUGUGGAUACGUCGUACUUGGUCUCCCACUACACGGCGCCGGCGUUGGCGGCUGCCUUCCGCGACAGAGAACAAACGUUGCGGCGGUGUGCGCAGCUUCUCGCAGACGGUGAAAUCGAUCAGCUCUCGAAGCUCUUGACGCCGUUCCGUGGCCAAGCUGUGAUCAAAGACAAGCCACCCACGACACCCCUGGACGACGCGUUUUCCGUGCGUCAUCUGGACCGCAUCAAGAAGCGACUGAACCGCCUACCCCGUCAAAUCGCCAAGAUGUCGCACAAACGCGCGGCGGUCGUGAUUCCGCUGUGUACGAUUGACGGUGCGCCGCACGUGAUCUUCACACUGCGGUCGUCCCACAUGCGCUUCCAUCGCGGGGAAGUGUGCUUUCCAGGCGGGAUGGUCGAGAGCGGUGACACGUGCAUCGAAAACACGUGUCUCCGCGAAAUGGAGGAAGAGCUGGGGGUGCCAUCGUCUCAAGUGAACGUCCUCGGCGUCUUGCGGUGCGACUGGUCCAACGUGGCGUCCAUCACGGGCGUGGCGGUGACCCCCGUCGUCGGACACAUCGACGCGUUCGACGAAGCCAGCUUGAACCUCAACUCGGACGAGGUCGAGAGCUUGUUUACGGUUCCGCUGGCGCUCCUCGUCCAAGACAAGUUCUGGAUCCGCCCAAAGAAUGCCACGCCCGUGUUCACGGCCGGCCCGCAUUUGAUCUGGGGACUCACGGCCUACGUGUUGGACAUUUGCAUCCGCGAAGUGCUCUUGGUGGACGAAGCCACGACCGACGACAAGGUGGAAGCUGCUGCGGCCCCCAACGCCCAGUUUGUAUAAGUAUAUUUAACCCCUUUUGCAGGUCCAGUUCAUUCCCUUUAGCUUUACACGAUGCUGCGGCUUAUGUCGCAGUAUGCAAGGUGUAUCGGCGUGCAAACAGGAUAGGAUGGGGAAAACAAAUGGAAAAAGAAAUAGUUGACGAUUCAAUACAUUAUUUUCUGUAAAUACAGACAAUAAUUAAAUAUAUAAUUUAU